Messenger RNA from Ipomoea nil (Japanese morning glory), 1503 nucleotides. Its product is annotated as S-antigen protein-like. The transcript has a single exon. Lineage: Eukaryota; Viridiplantae; Streptophyta; Magnoliopsida; Solanales; Convolvulaceae. The annotation marks the transcript as partial. The record is from RefSeq and is a predicted model, not a curated record.
AUGCGGAGAAAGCGACGAGACGAAGAAGAGCCCGGAGAGAGGACCCCAAAGAGAGUGAGGCCAGAAGGGGAGAAAAAAGGGCCGGGCACAGAGGGGAAGCAAAGGAAGGGCGCAGAGGGAGGAAAAGAGGGAGAAGAGGGAAAGGGGACACGAAAAGGGCCGAAAAGACCCACACACCGGGACGAAGGCCGGGAAAAGGGGAAGAAGGGCCGGGAGGGCACCGGGAACGGACGCAGGGAGGGCAAGAAAAAAAGGGCGGAGGGGCGAACCGCAGCCCAAGCAAAGGGGGCAGAAGGAGGACGCGAGGGGACGCGGAGGAAAGGAGAGAAAGAAGAAGGGAGGAGCGACAACAAAAAAGGAGAGAGAGGCAGGGCGGAAGGAGAAGGAGGGGGCCACAAGGCGGGAGGCAAAAAAAAAGGAGGCAGGAGCAAGAAAGGAAAGAAGAGAAAGAAGGGAGGAGGGAGAGGGGCGGAGGGGCGACAAGAGAAAAAGGCGGGAGAGGCAAAGGGAGGAAGGGAGGAGAGGCGCGACAGGGGCCGGACAAGGGCGGAAGGCAGGGGAAAAAAAAGGAGGCAGGAGCAAGAAAGGAAGGAAGAGAAAGAGGGCAGGAGGGAGAGGGGCGGGAGGGGCGCAAAGGGAAAAAGGGGACAGGCAAAGGCAGCAAGGGAGGAGAGGCACGACAGGGGCGAGGAGCGGGGGGGGGCACGAGGGGCGAAGGAAAGAGCAAAGGGAGAAGACAAAAGAAGGCGAGAGAGGGAGGGACCAAGGAGGGGAGGAAGACCAGGAAAAAAGGAAAAAAAAGAGAAGGAAGAAAGCCAACCAGAGGAACGACGGGAGAGAGGGGGGACAAAGAGAGGAGGCAAAGCACACAACAAAGGGAAGGGAGAACGACCGGCAAGGGCCGGGGGGGACAAGCAGCAGGGAGCGCGCGGAGGAGAGGAGCGGAGGGGACCAACGAAGGGAGGGAAGGAGGAACAGGGGGGAGAAAAAAGGACCGCCAAAGGAGGAAAGCAAAGGAAGGGGGCAAAGGGGGCAGGGGGAAGGGGGGGGAAAGGGGCGAAGGGAGCCGGAAGGAGAGGAGGAGCCAGGGAACGGGGCCGGGAAAGACCGGGAAGGCACCGGGAGGCGAAGGGAAGAGGAACGGCGAAGAGAGAAGGAGAAGGACACCAGGAAGCGAAGGCGAAGAGGAAAGGCGGAAGAGAACGGAACCACAAAGCCGAAGGGCGAAAGCGCCGCAAACAAGAGGAGGAGAGAGGGAAGAGGGGAGGCCCGAAGGGGAGGGGGCGCCCGGAGGGCCCGGAGGGGGGGCAACCAGACCGAGACAAGGAGGGGAGGGACAAGGAGAAGCAAGCGGGACGAGAGGAGCGGGCAGGGGAAACGGAGAAGGACCGAGGGAACCCGCACGGGCGGAGCGCAAGGGGGGAGGGGGCAGGAGGGGGAGAAGAGACCAAGGGGGGAACCGCGGCGGCGGCAGGGCGGGAAGGAGGGCCAAAGGGGGCAGAG